Lycium barbarum (goji berry) is the source of this 1099-nucleotide messenger RNA. RefSeq names its product ethylene-responsive transcription factor 2-like. The transcript has a single exon. Gene Ontology annotation, molecular function: DNA binding; DNA-binding transcription factor activity. Lineage: Eukaryota; Viridiplantae; Streptophyta; Magnoliopsida; Solanales; Solanaceae. Gene Ontology annotation, biological process: ethylene-activated signaling pathway; regulation of DNA-templated transcription. The record is from RefSeq and is a predicted model, not a curated record. Bases 174 to 1010 code for a protein of 278 amino acids.
UUGUCUUUCUAUUUUCUGUAAAAUCCACUCUCAAAUAUUCAAACCACAUUUCAUUAUUUCAUUUUUUCAUAUAUAUAUAUAUGCUCUUUUCAUCAAAAAGCUCAUAAAUCACUCUGAAAUAUUCCAAUUUCCAAAACUUAAUUCCUUUUUUUUUUCCUAUUCCUUACAGCAAAAUGAUGUUUGAAAACAGUGAAUUUAUGAAUGAUUUUGAGCUUCUUGAAUCAAUAAGACAACACUUACUUGAAGAUUGGGAAUCUCCUGUUACAACAAUUUCUGGACAUUCUAUAGCUACUUCUCUUUCUUGCCACAGCAAUAAUAGCAUUGAGACUCAAAUGUUUCCUAACUUAUUCUCUGAUAAUUGGGAAAAUUUCCCAAUGAAUGAAAAUGACACGGAGAACAUGUUUAUUUACAACAAUGCCACUAAUGAGUCCUCAGCAUCUACUAUCAAACUCGAGCCUGAAGUUAGUGUUAGCAAUAUCAUUGAGACCCAAAUGUUUUCUAAUUUCUUCUCUAAUAAUUGGGAAAAUUUCCCGAUGAAUGAAAAUGACACAGAAAACAUGUUUAUUUACAACAAUGUCAUUAAUGGGUCUUCGACAUCUACUAUCAAGAAGUCAGAGAGAGCUCAUGCGGCAUCUGCUAUCCAGAAGUCAGGGAGAGCUCAUGGAGAGAGAAAGCCAGUGUCGAAAUCAAUGCAUUACAGGGGAGUAAGACAAAGGCCAUGGGGGAAAUUCGCGGCAGAGAUUAGGGACCCAGCGAAGAAUGGGGCGAGGGUUUGGCUGGGGACGUACGAGACGGCAGAGGACGCGGCGUUGGCUUAUGAUAAGGCGGCGUAUAGGAUUCGGGGUUCACGUGCAUUGUUGAAUUUUCCGUUGAGGGUUAAUUCGGGUGAACCUGAACCGGUUAGGGUUUGUUCGAAGAGGUCGUCAAUAUCGCCAGAGAGUUCUUCGUCCUCGUCGUCGGACAAUGCGUCGACGAAGAGGACGAAGAAAGUUGCUCAAUUGUAUAAUUGAGCAGAUAUCGGUAAAAAUAAGUGCGGAAUUUGGAAUUUUUUUAAAUUUUAUUAAUCCAUUUCUGAAAUCUCUUUGUAAAAAUUUCUUCU